This is a messenger RNA of Cynara cardunculus var. scolymus (artichoke), 718 nucleotides long. RefSeq lists its product as uncharacterized. The transcript has 3 exons. The annotation marks the transcript as partial. Gene Ontology annotation, molecular function: protein-disulfide reductase activity. Lineage: Eukaryota; Viridiplantae; Streptophyta; Magnoliopsida; Asterales; Asteraceae. The record is from RefSeq and is a predicted model, not a curated record.
GGGUUAUUUAUUUUAUACGCUCAUUAUGUUACGAUUGUCAAUGGUUACAGGAUACAGAUUUUCUGUUCGAGCAAUACAAGAGGCAACAACAGACCCUAUAACUCCCAUGAAAGCGGAUAAUGGUGGGCGUGGGCAAUCUCCCCCUGAGUGGAAGGUUAAAAUGCUUUAUGAUGGUGAUUGUCCACUUUGCAUGCGUGAGGUUAACAUGCUAAAGGAAAGGAAUAAGAAAUACAAUUCAAUCAACUUUGUUGAUAUAAGUUCAGAUGAUUAUUCUCCGGAGGAUAAUCAAGGCCUCGACUACAAAACUGCUAUGGGAACGAUUCAUGCAAUCAUGUCUGAUGGAACUGUAGUCACUAGCGUUGAGGUAUGCUCUUCUUUUACCGAUAUGCUAUUAUUCCAAGUGUUGCUCAGCAUUGAUGUUUUCUCGUCUUAACUUUAUAGGACUUAGCUUUUUUAACGUAUCUUAUUUGCAGUCAUAAAAGAAAGAAAGUGGAUGAACCUACCCGUAUUGAAAUGAUAUUAUGUUGAUUCUCACUUAAGAGCAUCUCCAACAGAUUCUCCAAAAUGGAGAAAUGGAGAUUUUGGGCAAAAAAAAAUUUCCAACAGAUUCUAAAAAAAUGGAGAAAACAUGAGAAAGUGUGAAAUUCGCCAAAGUUGGAGAGCUCUCCAAAAAUGAAUACGAGAAACAAUUUUUUAUUAUAUUUUCACCAAUAAGAAA